GCUAGCUGCGCAUUUACUCUCAUUCAGUCUGCAUAGUAUAGUAAUUCAAUUGGACCCCCACAACAACCAACUACCCUUUACAUAUACAUUUUUCACUUCAUUAAUAAUAAUAUUAAUAUGGUUGGCACAAUGUCACUCUUAUAUAUGUAGCCUCACCAUACCAUACGUAUCAAAUCUCAUUUAUUCAUCCAAAAUCUUCACUAUCUUAUGGUAGUAUAUCCAUUUCAUCAUUUCUCAAUUUCAGUUUAAUUGUGUCAAAAUUAAGGGCCAUGAAGAGUGCUACACAAAAUAAGCAAUACCAAGAAGAACAAGCUUUGAUGAUUCCACCAAAAAAAGGAAGACACAGAUGUGUGACUUGCAUAUGCAUACUAUUAUUUCUAUUAUUAGUUUUAGUCACAGUUUGUGUUGUUCUUGCCUUAACACUUUUCAAGCCAAAAGAACCAAUAACAAAGAUUUCUUCAGCUACUUUACAAGGUAUAUCACCUCGUGUAACACUUCCUGUUCUUAACAUACAAAUCAAUGUUACUCUUGAUAUCAAGAUUCAAGUCGAGAAUCGAAACCGUGCCAGUUUCAAACAUGCAGAUGGAAUUAGUCUUUUGAUGUAUAAAGGUGUUGAAGUUGGAGAGACAGAUAUUUAUCCUGGUUUGAUUCCUGCAAGAAGUUCUAGUAUUCUUCCUUGUAGACUUAAUCUUCAAGCUGAUAAGUUAGCAUCCAAUAUGACAGGUUUUAUAGGUGAUUUGAUGGGUGGUGAGCUCUCUUUGGCAACAGUUACUAGGAUUCCUGGUAGAGUUACUUUUCUUGGAUUCAUCAAGAAACACAUUGUUGCUAAGUCUAAUUGUCAAUUUGUUUUUGGUGUUCCUGAUAUGGAGAUCAAAAGCCAAAUUUGCAAGAAUACGGCAAAGUUAUGAAUGGAUUUGGAUUGUAUAUGGUGUGAUUGCACGCAGUCAACCACAUAUGAUCCGAAUUUCAAUGAAGAUUUUAAUUUUUGAAAAAUAAAUACUGAGUUUAAAGUCUGGACCGUAGAUUGUACGAUUUUAAUCGAACAAUUUAGAGGUGGCUAGGGGAAGUAGAUUUAUAGGUUAUAUGGUCAUUUCAUACUUCAGUGAUAUAAAUAAUAGUGUUUACAUGUAUUUAUAUAUUUGUAUGCUUUUGUAUAUUAGAAGUUAGUUGUGGUUUUGAAAAUUUUGGGAAUUCCAUUGUGAGGACCUUUUAUAUGUAGAAAUUAGGAAGAUAUAAGAGAUUACUGUAUUUAUAUAUUCAUUGUAUUUUUUUUUGUUUUAAUUCAUUAUAUAUUUGAAGUACAAGUAGGUGGUCCUAUUCAUACCUAUGGGAUAGGAGACAGAGAAACUUAAAAUUAAUUACACAUAAAAUUAAUUACUUCUGAUAUAAUUACAAUAUACAGUAAAUUUUAAUAAAUAGAGAAUCAUAUUACGAA
Trifolium pratense (red clover) is the source of this 1435-nucleotide messenger RNA. RefSeq lists its product as uncharacterized. The record is from RefSeq and is a predicted model, not a curated record. NCBI's taxonomy places the organism in Eukaryota, Viridiplantae, Streptophyta, Magnoliopsida, Fabales, Fabaceae. The transcript has a single exon. Bases 270 to 908 code for a protein of 212 amino acids.